Moneuplotes crassus is the source of this 2505-nucleotide messenger RNA. Lineage: Eukaryota; Ciliophora; Spirotrichea; Euplotida; Euplotidae. The record is from the annotation of a GenBank genome assembly.
GUAAAAUGGCUCUUAAGCUUCAUAUCAACAUUAGCACAGUGAUAUUUGAUUUCAAAAAUAUCCAAAUUAUCGAGCAAGGGCACUAUUAUGCAUCUGUGAAAUUUUAUGUGCAGACUCAAAAUGCUCAAUAUCUUAUUCCUCCAAAGGAAUACGAGGGUAUUUCCUGGACAAGUUCCCAGGUCCCAGUCAGGACUAAGAACUUCAAUAGAAACAACCUUGAUGAAGGAAUUAAUAAUGGAAUCCGGAUUAAAAGAGCUGAGUAUAAAACUAAAGGCUGGAAUAUUAAGUUUACAGAGGAAGAGAGCAUUCUUAACGAAAUUGUAUACAGCUCCGGAGAGAUAGACCUCCCAGUCUCAGACCCGGACUAUGACUUUUCAGAACUUAGAAUCCCAUUGAUGAUGGAUGCCACUCUUUAUUUCCAAAGUGAGGACGGCCAAAGCUCUAGAACGUAUGAGGCUGUUAACCAUCAAACAUAUCGGUUAGGUAAUAUAACUGGAGGCAUCCACAAGUUUGUUCCGGUGGAAUUCUCAGGAGGCUUCACAUCCGUCCUGAAUUGCUAUGUUCAAUGUAACGUCAGCAACCUCCAGUGCGUCAAGAAAUCAACCAUGAGACAGCAAUUUGUCAAGGCAAACAAUUCUGGCAGUUCAAAGAACCUCUGCAAAAUUAAGACUCCAGAAGAAAUUGAAAGCCAAGAUCUUUGGAUGUGCAUGGAUUAUGACGAGUGAGAGCUACUGAAGAGCAAGAAGUGUGAUCCUACCACCCUUCAGCCAUACUUGUUCCCAUUUGUGAAGAGAAGAAUGACCACUAAGAAGUUAGCGAGUCUUUCUCAACUGUAUUAUGAGAAGAUCUGCAGCAUUUUCGUUAUUCAUCAUAACCGUCUUAGGACAUCUUAUAAAAAUCUGUUCAAUGAGAUGAGCAAACAGAAAGAAGAAUUCAAGGAAGUGAAGGCCAAAUUUAGUGAAGCCAAGCUUGAGGAAGACCUGUUCUCAAUGUAUGACCAAGAAAACAGUGACUCUGAUGGAGAGAGGAGCGACUCUGAUACUUCAAGUAACAGCUCCAACUCCUUCUCAGGAUCUGUUAGCUUUGAUGAAUCUGAAGAUGAAUCUACUGAUACAAGUUUGAAACUUACUAAUCAGAGAGAAACUUUUAGAGUAAAUGGUGAAGAUUAUUUCAAAACUGCUGAUUUUGGAUUCAAUGAAGAAUGUAGAUUAAGUUUCAAUCAAGGUUUAAAGCAUAUUAUUCUCAGCAAAGGAGCAAGUAGAGGCAUCUGUCUCAGUCCCUAUACUUCAGUGAGUAUUAUAGAAGGAAAAAGGGAUGAAAUUACCACAAAAAUUGAUAAAAUUGCACUUGAAUUCCUAAACCUGAUCAAAUCCCACCCAUUUAUUGCAAAGAAGUGUUUAGAAGCAAAAUAUUGGGAGAAGUUAAACAAGUCCAUUGAAAACAGGUUUAUCCAAGAUACAAAUCCUUAUACAAUCUUCUAUGGAGGCAGCAAGAGUAAAGAGGAGAUCAAGACCAAAAAUCAAAGGAAGAGGUACGAGAAUUUCUCCAGAAAGGAAACUUGGAGGGGUCUUCCAUUCCAAAACAGUUACGAUUCCUACAAUUGCCCUGUGAUGAUCGAGCAGGAGCUAGAGUCUGAACUAAGUGAUGACAGUGCUUCAGACACAUCUUCUGAUGGCCAGAUCAAUGAAGAGAACCAAAAUGACCAUUUGGUGUUCCUUCUUCAUGGGUACAAAGGGAAAUCUGAAGAUAUGUCAAAUAUGAGAAACUCUAUUCUGAAGAAGUAUCCUGAAACCAGAGUUUACUCAUGAAAAAGCAUGAGUGGGAUCGACUACAAUCUUUGAAAAUAACGGCAUCCUCUCACUGGCCAAACUCGUAGCUCGAGAAAUGAGAGAUGAAAUUGAGAGGGUCCAGGAAAUGGGACGCUUUGGAAAAAUAUCUAUGAUUGCUCAUUCCUUAGGAGGACUAGUCUUCAGAGCAUCACUUAAAUACCUCAAGAAAUGGAUUGACCUUGAUGAAAGAUUGAAUAUGUUUAUCACAAUGGGAACUCCUCAUUGAGGAUAUGUUCAUACAAGCAGUAGCCUUCUUUCUACAGGGAUGUGGUUCGCUGAGAAGUUCUCUAAGAACCCUAUUAUUUCUCAAAUCAGGCUUUCAGACACCAAGCUUAUUAAGGAUUGCUUCCUUUACAAACUAUCUGGUGAUAUAAACAUAUCAUGCUUCUCAAAGAUAAUUUUCAUUGGGUCUUUUCAAGACACUUAUGCUCCAUUGGAAAGUGCAUUGGUUCAAUACUCAAGCAGGCUUGAAAAAGGGUCCAAAUCAGGAACUGUCAUCAGAAUUCAGGAUAAAAUAUUAGCGAAUAUCUCUGACAACAGUUUCACUAGAGUCAAACUCGACUGAUUGUCCCAAAGGAAGUCCACUUUGGAUAACUAUAUUGGAAGAGAAGCUCAUAUUGAGUUCAUUGAUAAUGUAGAAGUCACUAAAAUGGUAGUGAGCAAGUAUUUCGCCUAA